Molecule: messenger RNA, 1887 nt
Organism: Saccharomyces paradoxus
Lineage: Eukaryota; Fungi; Ascomycota; Saccharomycetes; Saccharomycetales; Saccharomycetaceae
Gene: DBP6
Product: putative ATP-dependent RNA helicase DBP6
Exons: 1
Coding region: 1-1887 (628 amino acids)
Cellular component (GO): nucleus
Molecular function (GO): nucleic acid binding; ATP binding
Source: RefSeq, a predicted model, not a curated record
AUGUUUGCAUCGAGAUUUGACCCUAGUCAAUUGAAUACUCCUGCUGCUAGCACACCCGAAGAAACCAUCAGGCCUACUCCUGGGGCCAUUGUGCCUUUAAAGAGGCAAGCUACUGGAUCUGAUGAUGAAGACGAUGACUUUCGCCAAGAUUCUAAUGAGAGCUCCAGUAGUUCAGAAGAAGAUGAGGACCGUAUGCAAAUAGAGUAUGGGGCUGAUGAAGAAGAUUCUAGUGAGGCAGAAGGGAAAGAGAGUAAACCAAGUACCCAUAGCACAGUGCUAUCGAGAUUCAAGCAAACAGUAUCAUUGCAAGAUAAGCUGAAUGUUUCUGAUAUUGCCGGGAACAAUGAAGACGAAAGGCUCGAGGAUUACACAGCUUCAACACACCAACUGGAACAAAUUCCUCAACCAGAAUUCGUCAAAAACCCAAUGAACUUAAAUAGAAAUUCAUUACAGUUCAAAUCUACGGGUUGGUUAAACACUGAGAAGAUAUAUUAUGAUAAUUUCUUGAUCAAGCCGUUCUCUGAUUACGGAAAUGAACUGGAAGCAAAACUAUUACAGAAUAUUUGCAAGAAUUUCUCUAUAAACACUUUUCCUAUUCAAUCAAUCAUCCUGGACUCCAUAUUACCAGUAUUGAACUUCACUUUGAGCAUAUCUAAGAGAAACUUUACCAGAAGAAUCGGUGAUAUUCUUGUAAAUGCGGCUACUGGCUCAGGUAAAACUUUGGCCUACUCCAUUCCUAUUGUUCAAACGCUGUUCAAGAGGCAAAUCAACAGACUGCGUUGUCUAAUUAUCGUCCCCACAAAACUACUGAUCAAUCAAGUUUACACGACGUUGACAAAGCUAACUCAAGGGACGUCGCUCAUUGUGAGCAUUUCCAAAUUAGAAAAUUCCUUAAAGGAUGAACAUAAAAAAUUAUUAAAUUUGGAACCUGAUAUCUUAAUCACUACUCCCGGUAGGUUAGUAGAUCAUCUAAAUAUGAAAUCGAUAAACUUGAAGAACCUAAAAUUUUUGAUUAUUGAUGAAGCUGAUCGUCUUUUGAACCAAUCCUUUCAGGGCUGGUGUCCAAAACUAAUGUCCCAUUUAAAAACAGAUAAAUUAGAUACAUUUCCAGGGAACGUAAUUAAAAUGAUCUUUAGUGCAACAUUAACUACCAAUACAGAAAAGUUAAAUGGUUUAAACCUUUACAAACCAAAGCUAUUCUUGAAGCAAACCGAUAAAUUGUACCAGCUACCUAACAAAUUGGAUGAAUUUAACAUCAAUAUUCCCACGGCGAAAAGUGUUUACAAGCCAUUGAUCUUGUUGUAUUCAGUAUGCCAAUUCAUCACACAUUCACCCACUGCCGCAAAGAUUUUGAUUUUCGUUAAAUCAAACGAAUCGUCUAUCAGAUUGAGUAAACUAUUACAACUUAUCUGUGAAUCUCGCUCACAAUCGAACAUGUUAAAAAACCUUCAAAAUUUGGAGAUGAGCAUUAAUUCUGUCAAUUCGAACAACUCCAAGUCAGAAAAUAGAAAAAUUGUUGCAAACUUCUCACACCAUUCGGAAAACGCAGGCAUUACCAUUCUAAUUACCACCGACAUCAUGUCCCGUGGUAUCGAUAUUAACGAUAUCACCCAAGUCAUAAAUUAUGACCCACCAAUGUCUUCACAACAAUACGUCCAUCGUGUUGGUAGAACAGCAAGAGCUAACGAAGUUGGAUCCGCUUAUAACUUACUAGUAGGUAGGGGUGAAAGAACGUUCUUCGAUGACUUAAACAAAGAUCUAGAUAGAGACGGUAAGACAGUCAAGCCACUAGAGCUUGAUUUCGCCCUACUGGAAUCUGAUUCUGAGCUCUAUUCCUCGUCUCUAGAAAGUUUGAAAAACUAUCACAAUAACACCGCACAAGUUUAA